Molecule: messenger RNA, 1242 nt
Organism: Komagataella phaffii GS115
Lineage: Eukaryota; Fungi; Ascomycota; Pichiomycetes; Pichiales; Pichiaceae
Product: Glycosylphosphatidylinositol-alpha 1,4 mannosyltransferase I
Exons: 1
Coding region: 1-1242 (413 amino acids)
Biological process (GO): GPI anchor biosynthetic process
Cellular component (GO): membrane; glycosylphosphatidylinositol-mannosyltransferase I complex
Molecular function (GO): alpha-1,4-mannosyltransferase activity; GPI mannosyltransferase activity
Source: RefSeq, a predicted model, not a curated record
AUGGAAAUUAACUCUAGGAACUUACUGACGAUAGGGAUACUUCUUCGUGUGGGGUUUUUCAUUUAUGGACUGUAUCAAGAUUCUCAUUUGGAGGUAAAAUAUACAGACAUUGAUUACUACGUGUUUACAGAUGCCGCCAAAUUUAUCGCUAAUGACAGAUCGCCCUAUGCUAGAGAAACCUACAGGUAUACUCCAUUGCUAGCUCUUUUGCUACUCCCAACAACCUUGGGGGGAUUCUAUUUUCAAUUUGGUAAGGUAUUGUUUAUGCUCUUUGAUUUGCUCACUGGAAUUCUGAUUCUUAGAAUCCUGGAGUUGACAAAGACAAGAGAGAGAAACAGAUUGGUUCUCGCAAGUUUAUGGCUACUGAAUCCAAUGGUUAUCACAAUUAGCAGCAGAGGAAGCUCCGAGUCCAUUUUGAGUGCAUUGGUCCUAGCCUCAAUCUAUUCGUUACUGAAGGGAAAUAUAUUUGCCUGUGGACUAGCACUGGGGUUAUCAAUUCACCUGAAAAUCUAUCCAAUUAUCUAUUUGCCCACAAUGAUUGUGUUUUUGAGUCGGGAUGGAAAGGUUGUGAAAGGAAUGAAAGAAAUGAGUCAAUAUUUUACAAAGGAUGCCAUAUACUUGGUGUGUGUUGCUGGCUUUACGUUUAGUUCGUUAACAGUUCUAAUGUUCCAUCUAUAUGGGAUGGCUUUUUUGCGAGAAACUUAUAUUUACCAUUUCAUUCGAAUUGAUCACAGGCAUAACUUUUCCCUUUACAACACUGCAUUGUAUUUCGUCUCUUCUUUGGAGCAUCAAGGGCUCAAGGGAGAUCUACUUAGUUUUGAGAAAUGGGCUUUCAUUCCUCAAUUAGGGUUUUCAGCCGUACUGAUUCCUUGGUAUUUGACCAAAAAAGAUGUCACAUCAACCUUUUUUAUUCAGACAUUUGUCUUUGUCCUGUUCAACAAAGUCAUCACUUCCCAAUAUUUCGUCUGGUACCUCUGUUUGCUUCCCUUUUAUUUGAGACAAUACAGCAGUUGGAAACAAUGGCCCGAAUGGGCCGGUUUAGUUAUCUGGUCAGCUUCGCAGGGUCUUUGGCUUUAUUUCGCUUACCAAUUGGAGUUCAAAGGAAGAAGUACUUUCUAUCCACAGCUUUUUGGAGCGGCUAGUUUGUUCUUUGCUGGAAAUAUAUACCUUACUGGGCUUUUUGUAAAAAGAACGAAGUCGCUCAGCGAGGCAGAUCAAGAUAAGGAGAAAAAGCUUAGAUAA